GCGUUGGUGAUCGGUGUCCGUCCCGAAGAUGCGUUCCACUCCGGCAGCAUCAGUACCAGUUCCGCCGAGCUAAAACACCACAAACCGGGGAACGGAGGGGGAAUACGGUCGGUGUCUGCGGCUGUAGCGGCGCCGGAGCAUCUGAACCGGAGGAUGGGAGACCAGAAGGAGUCUCUGCGUAAGAUCACUCACACGCUGGCCGUGAAGAAUGAGGAGAUCUCCAACUUCAUCUGCACUCUCAAACAGAGCCUGGAGAACUUGGAGGCGAACUCCAACCGGGUGCAGGACGAUCUGCAGUCCGAAUUCGGCUCCCUCCACGCCGCUCUGGAUGAGAUGAAGGAGAACAUGCUGACGCGGAUCAAGCAGGAAAGAGCCAGCCGCACGUAUGAGCUGCAGAAUCAGCUGAGCGCCUGCUCCAAAGCGCUGGAGAGCUCGGAGGAGCUGCUGGAGCUGGCCAAUCAGACGCUGUGCUCCUCGGAGACGGACGGCUUCACCCAGGCGGCCAAAGACAUUAAGGAUAGCGUGACGAUGGCCCCGGCUUUCCGUCUCUCCCUGAAGGCGAAAGCCAGCGACAACAUGAGUCACCUGAUGGUGGACUUCAGCCAGGAGAGGGAGAUGCUGCAGGGGCUCAAGUUUCUCCCAGUUCCCGCCACUCCAGAGAUCCAGGUGUCAGAGUGCCAAGUGUGUGACAACACCAUCACUAUCGUCUGGACCCUACCGGAACCCGACAACAAGAUAGAGCACUACAUCCUGGAGCACCGCCGAACGAACCACGAGGGCCCGCCGCGUAUCAGAGAGGACUACCCCUGGAUGGUGGUGGAGGGGAUCCGGGAGACGGAGCACACGCUCACAGGCCUGCGCUUCGACACCCGCUACAUGACGUUCAGAGUGAGGGCGUGCAACAAGGCCGUGGCCGGGGAGUUCUCCGAGCCAGUCACCAUAGAAACCCACGCGUUCACCUUCAAACUGGACUCCAGCUCGGCGCACCAGAACCUGAAGGUGGACGACCUGAGCGUGGAGUGGGACAGCAGCGGAGGAAAGGUGCAGGAAAUCCGCAAAGAGAAGAACAGAACCAACUCCCCUCUGCACUCCCCCGCCAGGUUUGUGUCGGCGCUGAUGUCCCCCAAGAGAGCGCCGACAGCGCGGCCGGGCAGAGACAGGUUCACCGCGGAGUCCUACACCGUGCUGGCCGACACUAUGAUCGACGCUGGCCAGCAGUACUGGGAGGUGAAGCUGGACAAGGAGAGCAAGGCGUUCGCCGUGGGCAUCGCUCUGCGGAGCCUGGGCAGGUUCGACCAGCUGGGGAAGAGCAGCGCUUCCUGGUGCAUCCACCUGAACAACUGGCUGCAGCAGAGCCUCACCGCCAAGCACAACAACAAGGCGCGCACCCUGGACUGCCCCAUCCCGAACACUGUCGGAGUCUACGUCAACUACGACGAAGGUGUUCUGUCAUUUUACAACGCUAAAACCAAGCAGCUGAUGCACACUUUUAGAACAAAGUUCCUGCAACCCGUCAUUCCAGCUUUCAUGGUGUGGAAUGGGAGUUUCUCGGUGGUAACAGGCCUGCAGGUUCCCACUGUGGUCCAGAGCGGCCAGAGGAAGAACAGCGGCACCAGCAGCUCCAACGCCAGCCUCACCUAGACGCCGUCGCCGCCGCACUCGGCUCCAUCCGGCUUCAGUCACCGCUGCAGGUCGAAUCCUCUGCACCGACUGCAGGCGGAGACGCACACGUUUCUGUCUUGCAUGAUGGCAGACAUUAUAUACAUUUUUUUUUUUUUUUUUAGGGGAGCAAACAGGCGAGCUGUUCUCUGAGUGACAGAAUCUGCCGACUGGUCGCAACGCUUUGGACUCAUUAGGCCCAAAUACGAGUAGUUAAUGUCUCGUUGCACAUUCAUCCAGCUGCUAGGGCGGCGACUUUUAGCGCUGGCCGCUGCUUCCUCAGCUUCACCUGAACGGUCAGCCGUGUCGUCGGCUGCAGCUUCGUGGGUCAUGCUCCGUCCCUGUGCCUUCCUUCUCAGGCCGAACCAAACACGUGCAGCCCCCCUCUGUGUACCUGCUUGUUUUGUUUUAAAGUCCCACUCUGCGCCAGCUUCGGUAUGAUGAGGUUAUAACUUUGUUGACUCAUCAGUAAACCAGUCCGACUUAAACAAUGUCCAGCACUUAAGCUGCUCAGCAUUGAACUGGAUUAUUUAACUCUAUUGUGACGAGAUAUUUGACUUCUUGCCAAGGGAUGCUACUCAACGGUAUUUACAGUUACAAAUGAUAGUCAUAUGUUAUUUAAUGUAGGUCUUGAUCUUCCUGUUAAAACUUUCCGAUGCUAACAUUAAAGCUAUGCCAGGUCCGACCAUCUGAUGUCUCUGCUUUGUUUGCAGCAGAGAGACCGUCCUAUGUGUGUAGCACGCAGCAGUAUUUAAUCGUCUGUAACUCCUGUCUUAUUGGCACUCAAUGGAAAUCUGUGUGAAAAGCCUUUAAAAUAAGUCACCUGUCAAUGGCUUGUAAUAGACUCACUGAAAACCUGUUGCUAGAAUGUAAGCCUUCAUUCCCAAUAGGGCAAAACUUACUCGUCUUCAACAUUUCACAAUGUUGGAGCACAUAGAGGGAGAUCGUCUUGUAGAUCAGGGGUCUGAAACUCAAUUAUUUGGGUUCCUAUGACUUCUGGGUUGUGUUUUGGCUUCAACUCGGUUAAAUUUAGGCUUUUGAUGCAAACAUAUCGCACAAGGGAGGGGCACAGAGUUUGAAAGAUCAACCAAAGUCCCAAUGAGAGUCAACUUUUCUGGCUGCGGCAGCUAGAUUUUUCUUAAAAAUGUCUUGAUGUUUCAAAGACUUCAAGAGAAAGAGGCAUAAGAUGCUGUUCCACAUAUCAUUUUUGUUUUUCCUGAAAUAAACUGGAGAGUUGGUUUCUGAAAUCUUAUUCUCAUUUGACCAAAACGUUAACCUCACAUGUUUGUGAUGGUUUUCAAGCAAGACUCAUCUGGUUGGUGUGUAGAAAACUUCUUACAGUGAAAACUUGGUGACUACAAGUUACAGUACCAGUUGUUUUAAAAUAAUCGCUCCGACCGUAGAUACAGACAAGCAGCUGUUUACUUCCUAUUUAUCUAAGUGACGUGUUGAAGAGUGGCAAAGAGAAACGGAAUAAUCCUGUCAAUUAAAAUAAUAUCUAAAUAUUGUGAAAUGCUUCGAUUACAUUUAAUUUCUAGGAUUAGACAUUAAAUAGGACUGAAAAAUUCGGAUUAGAUUAAUUCAACCUUCCCUUUGAAUGUACUAAAAAGGAAAGUUUUGACUUUUCAAUGUAAAAAUAAGCUCCUCAAAUAAGAGAGCGACUUCAUUUAAAGACUUUUCACGCAGAGGUUACAAAUCAAAACGUGAUUCAGAACCCCGGGACGGACGCGUCUUCAGCUCUGUUCUGCGACAUCCAUGUUGUGCGUUUCGAAUGGUUGGUGUUCUAGUUCCUCUCUUCCUGAGUAAAUGUAGCCGGCUUUGCUUCACAGAACGACUCAUCCAACUGAGAGGUAACGACACUUUAUUUCACAUGCUGGCAGCAUAUCACAAUGUCUUGUAAAUAGUUUCAUUUUUCCACUAUAGUGUAUCAGUAAUUGAGGUAAUAAAUGAGUGAGAACGCUU
Molecule: messenger RNA, 3621 nt
Organism: Poeciliopsis prolifica (blackstripe livebearer)
Lineage: Eukaryota; Metazoa; Chordata; Actinopteri; Cyprinodontiformes; Poeciliidae
Gene: fsd1
Product: fibronectin type III and SPRY domain containing 1
Exons: 13
Coding region: 154-1641 (495 amino acids)
Molecular function (GO): protein binding
Source: RefSeq, a predicted model, not a curated record